UUGGAGCUGACGUCGGCGAAAUGAAAUCGGCUGGUUGCCCUUUUCCUCACAGAAUGGAAGUUGUCGUGGAGGUGAAUCGGACUAAACUUUCUUUACUUGGAAGGAUAUUGAACUUUUUUUCUCUGUAAAGGACCGCUGUUAAAACGAAGCCCCGCUUUUCGGCUGCUCACCUUAUAGUGCCCCCGUAUGGAGGAUGAGGAGGAUGAUGUGUUUGAGCCAGACCCUCACUGCUGGCGCACCACAUUCAGGGAGAUAAAGUGUGAAGACCGGGGCACACAGACACCUGGCCUUGCCCUGGCACCCAACAACGGCAUGCUUCCCUGUGGAGUCGCAGAAGAGCCCAGACCACUCUUCUACGGCAACGCAGGUUUUCGAUUGCACUUCCCGGCACAUUUUGAACUCUUUGGGGAUCCAGUGAGGCGACAAGUGAGUGAGGAAGAGGAGCAAAACGGGAUGGAGCAGCUACCCCGGCAGCAACCUAUGGCACGCAGUGUGGAGGCGUGCAUUGGCCAGAAACUCCAGCUGAUAGGAGACCAGUUUCACCGGGAACACCUACAACUGUAUCAUCGAAACCAAAGGAACCAGGGGCCGCUGUGGUGGCGCCUGGCUGCAGCUCUGCUCAGUCUUCUGUUUGACAGAGGGUUCAUUGCUGGAAGAGGUGGAGCAGGACAGAGGUGAGAGGGUCUUUCCCUCCCGUCCCUUUUCUUCAUCUCUUUGAGGAACUGGACUCCAAAUGGCACUGUCAAAUCUAACACGGGUCUGUUUUGGGGAAAAAAAAAAGACAAAGAGAGACAAAAGGUCACCGCGGGACGGAGACAACCAACUUUUAUACAAGGUCGUGUGUUUUUCUUUCCAAGAAGAUGCCAUGAUGUUCCGAGAUUCCUCCACAGGACAAUGUUCAUAUUUUGGUAUACAUGUGGUGUAGUAGUUUUGUACAGUACAUUGUUCUAAAUUUUUUGCACUUCAACAUGUAUCCAUCUCUAAUGACCUCUGCAGACCCUGGGAAUGCCUUAUUCAAUGUCUUCUGCCAGAAUGAGUAUUGAGCAAAUUUUACAGGCAAGACGAGAAGGUCAGGAAAUGAAAGGAAAUGUGACUUUGAGGUUUUCUUUUGUGAAGUUUCCCAGGUGACCAGUCAAGUUGAUUUACUAAUUUCCAAAGAGACAACUUCUCAGAACAAAGCAUUUUGCACCUCACCUCAGUGGAACAUUCACAUAUUUUUUUUUUCUUUUGUUUUUUUUUUUUUCUAAAUCCAUAUUUGUUGUUAAUGUUUUCUUUUCCCUUAAUUUCCAUGGUAUGGCAGUAAGUGUAAACAUCUCUGACUGUCAAUCAUAAUACUGGGAACACAGUAAAAUUAUGCCCGUAAAAAAGUCUGCACACCAAGACAUGACAUCUAAUUAUACCUAAGUGUUUUGACAGUAGCCCAUUUUUCAGUCUCGUGCGACAAGUCAAACAUGUCAUGAGGACUUUCUGAUUGCCCUGGAAGUAUCGGGGUGGAGUUUGACAUACUGAACAACACUUACUGGUCAAACAAGCCUGGUGACUAUAGCAGACUUGUGUACCAUGGCACAGUAAACUGGCUGAGGACAACAUCACUGGAAACUAUCAUGGAAACUAAAAUCAAAUGUUAUUGACCUUAAAUAAAUAUCAAAAAGAAUUGAGUAAAUAUCAGUACAUCUCAACUAAUGUAAUGCUAAUUAGGUAGUACAGCUACUAAUCGACUGAUUACCUGAGACAUGAAUGAUACUAGGAUUAAAAUGGUGUGCUGAUUUUUGCAUGAGUUUGGAAGAGUUUUGAAGAUAUAGCACCUGUGCACUAACUAAAAAAAUUAGACCGAAGUUCAUUGUCUUAUACAAAUCAAAGUAAGCAUUUCUUUACAUAAAUUGUAUUAAGAGUUUUAGUAAAAAGUCCUGUCAGUAUAAAUUUUAAUUUGCGUGAGAGUACCAGAUAACACUCUAGUUUAAUCUUGUUCCCACUUUCAUUCUCCAGUACAAAGUGUCCCUGUGAGUUAGAUGUGUUCUUUUCAUGUGAUUGUUUUCAGACCUUCAUGCCCUUGAAGUGGAGCUCUGGAUCCACUGUUUUUGCACUAGACUACACCCUUCAAGAGUUCAGAUUGUUACCGAGCUAACCUCUGUCUUGUAUGAAGGUUUUCAGUUAUGUCUUAUUUUUUUUAACGCAACAUUUCAGAUACUUAUUGACAAAUAAUCAAUGCAAAGACCUCACUGAACACAGUCUGGAUUGGAAAUGGGUUGUGGAAAAUGUCAUGUACCAUACAAUGGAGCAAUGUUCCUGGAUUGAAAGGUUUCAAAGACCUGGUUUUCUUUAUUCAGCCCUUAUGUGUUCUGAACACCAAACCAAUACUACAUAAUCAAUCUGUGAAACAGAAUCUCCUCCUCUCAGGCUACAUUUAUAUGAUUUCACAUCAUUUUUUAUAUUCUGUCGGGAGAUCUUGUAUUGUCUUUGGUGCUCAGAUGAAGAUUUGGGACUUUUUUGGUAUCUAUAAUCACCACUGACUUUGAAAUGACACAAAAGUGAAAAAGACUGUAAUUAUUGUUGAAAUAUGAAUAUGUUUAAAGACACUGUUGAAGAUGCUGUUUGUUAUGUUUUCCAUUGCUGAACCCAAGCCAACGUUUGGACCCAAGGAGCAGUACAUAUCAGGGGUCUGUAAUUACUUGCUCCUUACAAUGUGUCAUGUUUAUCACUGCGUAAUUAGGGUUUCCUCUCAUUAUCCUAAGAUGUCUCAGGGACAGACUUUGUGGGCUACUGGUAACCUUGAGAAUCUGUUACAUGGUUAGAGGAAGAGCAGUGUUGUUACCCAUUUAUUUAUGAUGAAACCUCCUGAGGUUCAUUCAUAUUUCUUCACAUUUCCUCUUCAGUUCAAAUUCCCUCUCGGCCAAUUCGUCAGCGCACACAUAAAGGUACAGUUAGAUGGAGGAGUCUGAGGCUGACUCGCUGGCUGUGGUGGUGACAGGGGCUACUGAGCAUGUAGUAGUAGGCGUGAGGUGCACUGAAUGUGGUUGUGGUUAUAGUUUCCUGCGGAUCCUGAACGCUGAGCCAGUCCUUGUAGCGCCCUGUCUCACCAUUUGCUCUUGACGUCCUCUUUGUGCUGCUCCUUCAUAACAUGGGUGUCGUUCAUUGGUUCAUUUUCAUUGUAACUUAUUUUUUUUUCCUUCUUAUUUAUUUUUGUGUAUUCGCCCAUUUCUACUGUAUACACUUGUGUGUGCAAUGUUGUUUUCCUUUUUUUUUUUUCUGGGUUCAGUCUUACACUUGUACCUGCUUACCUUGUUUGACUCUGUGCAGUGUGGGUUAGCCUGCACUGUGCUUGACAUUUCUUCACAUGAUACUCAACCCAAUCCUUUCAGUAUUACUCAUCUCCUGUUGGCUGUAAGUGGUUUGUAGUGUGACCCUCCACUAAGGACAGCAGUUAACCUCAUAAUGGUUACCAGUGGAUGUCAUUGGUGACUUGUUUUUCACCGUAGAACUGCACAUUCAAUGCAGCUAUUGUAACGCCAAAAUGUACUACCUCCAACUGAGCUUCACAACUUUGAAAGAGAGUAAGAGUGUGCCAUGGAAGUAGUGCAUUAUUAGUUUGUGUUUGAUGGGACUGGAUCAUACAGUAGUAGACUACACUGCAAGAGAAGUUUCUUUCAUACUUGAAAACUUCUUACUAUUAAAAUUCAUUGUAACCACCAUGCUGUCAAAUAUACAAACCACUUGCAGUAACCUUUAAGGCUUCAGGAGUGGGUGCAUUAAAAAACAAAAGAUAUUGGGGUGAGUAUUACUGAAAGGUUAUUUUCCAGGGACUGGCCCAAUCAAUUCAAACAUUUUCAUUAUUAUUUACCAGUCAUGGUAGAUCUACUAUAUGUGGUUUCGAAAAGCAGUAGCUUUGAUGCAGUUUUGGCAUUUAACCUUUCAAUAUGAUGUGAUCUUGCCUUUACAAUUAAUGAGUCAUCCCCCAUUCCACCCACCGCUAAUGAUAACGGAUGACAUUUAAGAUGUUUCAGAACACACAGAGGCGUUGCCUUCAUUUUCUUUUUUUUAAUGUCAUGCGUGUGUUUGUUUAAAUUCCGUAGUCUUGAUCAUUAUGUUGUAAUCAACAUGCACUGGAAAGUACUUUGUUUCUGUAGAUCCCAUGGGUCCCUUAUCUGUUGUGUGUUAAUGUAUAGUAUAUACUCUGAAUUGUUUUCUUAGGCUGUUCUUGCCAUGUGUCAGCCGUAUAUCUGUGCAUUGACCCAGUAGGCUGGGGAAGGAUGGCCUGUUUGGUUUAUUUGAAAGGGAAACAAGCCACCAUGGUGCCCUGUGUAAUUUGUUAGAAUGAGGUUCCCAUGAUGCGCUCACCGUAUUGUAAGUGAGUGCAGAGAAUCCCUGGAGUGGGACAUGUAUUUUAUGGAAACCGUCAGUGUCUUGAAUUUUGUAGUCCACUUUAUAUAAAUUUGAAGUUUUAAAGAAGGUUUUGAUUUUGGAUUUUUUAAUAACAUUUCUUCUUCAUGAUCUUAAUGUUUUAAAAAUGUAUUUUCAUAAAAAAUGGUCUGCUUUUAUAAGGACAGUUCAGUACAAUAAUUUUAAUACAAGUAGAUCUUUUUAAAGUCCAUGAGAUCGAGGGCAUUUUGUAAUGAAAGAUGCAUUCCCUGUACAUCUCAAUGUGGUGUAUAAACAACCAACCAAACCAAAAGAAUUAAUUGUUGGCUCAUGAGCCUUUAGCUCUAAAAUACUUGCCCUACUUUAGACUACAGACAAAGUGUACAUGUGUUUCUAAAACCCUGGAAUAUGCCUUUAACUGCUCAGUUUCAACAAAGUCUUGAUUAUCACACACUCUCUGUAUACCAAGAAAUGAGACCCAGCGAAAAUGUAGCAUUUUUGUAAACAUUGACUGUGUGUUUUCGAGACUCUACUGUGCACUCAUUUUUGUGUUUAUAUAUAUUUUUUGGUUGUUGAUAUAAUAUGGAAGUAAAGACAAUUUGUAAUGUAGUGCAAUAUGCUGUACAUAAGGAGCUUUGCUCUACAAAUCUUUUUUUCUGGAUUUCUUGUUGUUUAUUGGUACUUUUUUCAAUAAAAGUUUAUUGAAGGUG
Molecule: messenger RNA, 5066 nt
Organism: Sphaeramia orbicularis (orbiculate cardinalfish)
Lineage: Eukaryota; Metazoa; Chordata; Actinopteri; Kurtiformes; Apogonidae
Gene: bmf1
Product: BCL2 modifying factor 1
Exons: 4
Coding region: 187-678 (163 amino acids)
Biological process (GO): negative regulation of autophagy; apoptotic process; positive regulation of apoptotic process
Cellular component (GO): myosin complex
Source: RefSeq, a predicted model, not a curated record